This is a messenger RNA of Clunio marinus, 261 nucleotides long. Lineage: Eukaryota; Metazoa; Arthropoda; Insecta; Diptera; Chironomidae. The record is from the annotation of a GenBank genome assembly.
AUGACUUUUGAAGAGUUUUCUUUGAAGUUGAAAAAGCGACAAACUUUCUCUGAGCGCCAUUUGGGUUCUGGGAGAGAAAAAGAUUUUGAUUCAUGCGCUGAAGUAGUUGAUCAAAAACGUUCAGACAAGGAAUUGGGAAAAGAGCACGAGGAAAACUUAUAUCCGAAGGGUUCUGGGAGAGAAAAAGAUUUUGAUUCAUGCGCCGAAGUAGUUGAUCAAGUUCGUUUUCACGGUCCAUAUACCCUACCGAAUAAUCAAUGA